CCAACUGCACCCACAUAUCGACGCCGGCUCGACACCGACAUUGACACAGAGCGCUGCGAGCAUGGGCAAGUCCAAGAUAUCGAAAAAGACCAAGGCCCCCGCCAAGCCCAAGGUGGUGGCUCCGGAGCUUAGCGAGGAGGACGAGGAGUCAUUCGAGACUGUGCCGGAUCCAGAACCCGAGCCCGAGGAAAUGGACUCGGACGCUGUCGUCUACUCAUCCGACGACGAUGAGUCGGACGGCGAGGCGCCCGAGGCGGUCUCCAUCAAGUCGACCAAAGAGCAGGCGCUGAGGGAACAGCAACUGGCGAGUGAGCUCGAGAAACAACGAAAGGUCGAGGAGAAGAGACUGCGGAAAGAGCGGAGCGACAAGCUGAAGCAGCAAGCAGCGACGAAGAAGGAGCGCUUGCUCGAGAAGGCCCGUAUGCUACCAAUCGAGAUCCUCGAGGAAGCCGAAAUCGAGAGGCCAGCGACCACACAUCCCUCUGGCACGCAUACCCGCUUGGCGACUCAGGAUCAACGGCGCCAAAAGAAACAAUUGCAGGACGAGCGCAUCGUCAGAGGAUUCAAGGUUGUGGCUCUGAAUGCACAGAAGAAGAAAGCCCGCCCGCUUGCUGAGGAGGCGCUUUCAUUCCGACAUCAGCAUCUCUACGGCGGUCGAGUGAAGAGGACGACGAGCGUCGCCGAUCUGUCGAAGCGCCGACAGAAACAUGCUGCUGCUGUGUUCUUUGCUGCGAAGAAGGCGUCCUCGUAGUGCUGUGUUGAAUACAUACAGCUCGCGCAAUGAAGCGGGACACCGUGUCGCUGUCGUCGUCGCCCGAACCAAGGCCUCGCCCAUCUCCCAUUUACCAUGGCCAGGAGAGCGUACAGCUCGCGCAGAACAUGGCGCAUUUGCGCCCUUUGGACGGUCGCCACCGGCCUUGGGACAUAUCUGUCCAUGAGCCUUUACGAGUGCCGCUUCCGACACCAGCAUUGGAUCUGGCAUUCUUGGU
Molecule: messenger RNA, 989 nt
Organism: Polychytrium aggregatum
Lineage: Eukaryota; Fungi; Chytridiomycota; Chytridiomycetes; Polychytriales
Exons: 4
Coding region: 62-751 (229 amino acids)
Source: RefSeq, a predicted model, not a curated record